Mytilinidion resinicola is the source of this 594-nucleotide messenger RNA. RefSeq lists its product as uncharacterized. The transcript has a single exon. The coding region runs from base 1 to 594 and encodes 197 amino acids. Lineage: Eukaryota; Fungi; Ascomycota; Dothideomycetes; Mytilinidiales; Mytilinidiaceae. The record is from RefSeq and is a predicted model, not a curated record.
AUGAGGACCAUUUCACGCCUCCUGCCAAGACAGCAGCAUCUCCCACAAACAUCAAAAUUCAAAACACCGCCUCGACCUCGACCUCCCAGAACAUCAUCAAUCUCUCAACAUUCAACAUCAACGCCCAUGAGCGAGAGCCUCUGUGCCUCCUGCCUCCCAUCAAUCACUUCUCAGCCCUUCCUGCUAGUCCUGGCAUUCCUCUCCAUCUUUUCCAGGACCCACUGUCAGAGAAGGCAUUCGGCCAUGGAUUUGAACAUUGAGCAGUUCUUUCAGUGCGUCAAACUACCCGGGCGACCUCAAGCUCAUCAAACAUUCCCCUCAGCCCGUCGUCCCGCCACCAUCAGUCCUUUUCAAUAUCGAAGCCAUACAUCCCACCCGAUAAACGACGCGAUGAGCGCUACCGAGAGGGGGUUCUCCAGCCCUACCUCCGGCUCUGCAGUCAUUCGAUCAGGACGCCGGUGCACUAGGUUGCCUCCCUAUCUUCCUUCUGCUGCCCUACAGCAGGCACAUCCAUUACUCCCAAACUCGACAUCUCCAACAUCCCUAGCACCACCCGCCUCAACUAGCCUUCACGUCUCUGCGGGCACAAUGUAG